Messenger RNA from Owenia fusiformis, 1813 nucleotides. The record is from the annotation of a GenBank genome assembly. Lineage: Eukaryota; Metazoa; Annelida; Polychaeta; Sabellida; Oweniidae.
GAAAAUUGGCUUGUUUUUGUAAAGGGUUUAUUCACAAAAGGACCCCGGUUUAACUCCACAAUAGCUUAAUAAAAUUCCAAUGGAUUUGAAUAAGUAUAUCUAACUGUUUCAAAGUAUUGGAAACAGUCAGUAAAUAGGGAUGAGAAAGAACACAGGAUAUUUCUGACGAUAGAGUGUAAGGGAAUGCAAGAAAUCUGACCAAUCAAUAUGUUAAUACGAAUUUAUAAAAUAUUAAUAUUUGUCUUAUGCAUAGUAUCAUCUAUGCUUAUAUUACUAGGACUAUAUCAGACACAAGCCUCAUAUGGUCAACUAGAUAAAUUAUUAGUUGGAUUCUCUAGAAGACGAACAUUUAUUACUGGAAAUGGAAUAAAUGAACAUAAAAGAAAUGUUACCGAUAAUGAUAAAAAUAACACACAAAGAAAUAAUCAGACGACAAGGAAAACGAGUUCCAUAUUCUUGGAUUAUCAACAAGUUUUGAAAAGUGGUAAUUUCUCUAUGAACCAAUCAGUUAACAUUUCAGAAGUACGACCAGAUACGUGUGAUGCAUGUUUUCCGCAAUCUUCGUACAUCUACAAAAAUGAUAAUUUGUGCUCAACGAAUAAUUCUACAACUCAGGUCAAAUUACUUAUAAUAAUUUUAACUGCAGUUAGUGAAACGCACAAUAGAACCACGGUUCGCAAAACUUGGACAAGUAUUUCUAACAAGAACACAGGAGAACUGAGGUAUGUUUUCGUAUUAGGGAAGCACGCUAAAGACCCGACGUGGAAUAUGAGAGCUCUUGAAGAAGCUAAAAUAUAUGGAGAUAUUAUCAUCAAAGAUUUCAUGGAUGUAUACAAUAACUUGACUCUAAAAACAAUGUCUGGUCUAAAAUGGGCAUCAGAUUUCUGCUCAAAUGCUAAAUAUGUUAUGAAAACGGAUACUGAUACGUAUGUGAAUACUCCAAAGCUUUUACAACUCAUCGAUUCAUUCGAAAUUGAAAACGAAAUUAUAGGAAAAUGCGCACAGCAUAUUAUACCAAGGAGGAAUGAGACAUUAAAGUAUUACGUCUCUCCUGUCCAAUACCCUCAUUUGACGUACCCUCCCUACUGUUUAGGCGGCGCAGGCUAUGUCACUACUAUGGAGGUCGUCAAAGGCAUUGCGAGAGUUUCACCAAAUAUACCCUUCUUCUUUUUUGAAGAUGUUUAUGUUGGACUUUGUAAUGAAGCAUUGGGAUACAAAGUACGCUCGGUGAAAGAAUUCAAUAAGAAAUUGAAACGUAAUGCGUGUUGGAAUCAAAAAAUAAUAAUCACUAGCCACCGUGUAUCACCAAGAGAAAUUAGAAAAACUUGGAACACAAAAUGUUUAAAUAAAAAUGUUUAACAUAAAAUCUGUACAAUUUUUUAAAGUUAAAGCAGACUGAUUUUACAGCAAGAAUAUAUUAAUGACAAAGUACGCUCGGUGAAAGGAUUCAAAAACAUAAAAGCGAAAUUUAAUGUGUGUUGGGUUAAAAAAAAGAAUAAUUGCUUGUCACCGUUCAUCACCAAGAGAAAUUAGAAAAACUUGGAACACAAAAUGUUUAAAUAAAAAUGUUUAACAUAAAAUCUGUACAAUUUUAAAAGUUAAAGCAGACUGAUUUUACAGCUCAAGAAUAUAUUAAUGACAAAUUUUGAAACUGAGUAUGAAAUCACACGGUUCGUGUAUGUAUUGUGUUUAAAAUUAUCAUAAUUUAGAAAUGUACUCUGAAGGAACAAUCAAUUUGUUAUUGUAUUGCAGGUUGCAUUGUCAAAACAUGGUCAUAAAAUGAAUAAAUAAAUAAUUUAGAGAAAUAGAUGUA